This is a messenger RNA of Arctia plantaginis, 1557 nucleotides long. Lineage: Eukaryota; Metazoa; Arthropoda; Insecta; Lepidoptera; Erebidae. The record is from the annotation of a GenBank genome assembly.
AUGCUGUAUAUUUCAUUGUUCUUUAAUUUGAAGAAAUCCGAGUUCAUUGUACUGACGACGAUAUAUCUUCAUUCUGUGCGCAUCGUUUAUUUUAAAAACAAGAUCAUGAUAAUCCUUCUGAUAUGGACGGUGGUGCUGAUCGCAGUGUUUGCGUUAUACCUCCGUCAAAUGUAUUCAAGGUUCAAGAAGUAUGGUGUCAAAUACAUCACUCCACUCCCACUAUUUGGCAACAUGUUAAGGGUCAUUUUACGCCUGGACCACUUUGCUUACGAUAUUUUGAAUUUGUAUAACAAGUUUCCAGAGGAAAGGUUCGUUGGAAGAUUUGAAUUUCUUAAUGAGAUGGUACUGAUCCGUGACUUGGACCUGGCGAAACAGAUAGCAAAAUCUAUUCUCUUUGAAAGGUCAAGAAUGGAAGGACAUGCGUUCAACGCUCAGUCCGGCGAGAAACUGAAGGAAUCAAGAACGGGCUAUAUAACUGUUGACUGCAAAGAUCUAACAACCCGUUACGCCAAUGACGUGAUAGCUUCUUGCGCUUUCGGUCUGAAGGUCGAUUCGCAUACGAACGUAGACAAUCAGUUCUAUGCACGAGGGAAGGAGUCUUCAACCUUCGGCUUCCGUCAAAUGCUAAUGUUUUUCUUAAUGAUUAACAUGCCUAAAGUAGCUAAAUUCCUGAGAUGGGAUUUCUUGUCACAAAGAUCCAAAGAUUUUUUCAGUGAUUUGGUAUUGGACACAAUGAAAGACCGCGAAUUAAAACAUAUCAUUAGGCCCGACAUGAUACAUUUGCUCAUGGAAGCUAAAAAAGGAAAACUAACACACGAGACGGCUAAAUCUGAUGACGAGGCUGCAGGGUUUGCGACAGUAGAAGAAUCUGCAGUCGGUGCCAAGACAACUAAUAGAGUAUGGACAGACGAUGAUCUAAUUGCUCAAGCAGUGCUGUUUUUCGUCGCUGGUUUUGAAACCGCAUCUUCUGGAAUGAGCUUUCUGCUAUACGAGCUGGCUAGUAAUCCUGAUGUACAAGAUCGAUUGGCAAAAGAAAUAAGAGAUCAUCACCAUAAAAAUGGGGGUAAAUUUGACCUGAAUUCGAUGCAGAAUAUGACGUAUCUUGAUAUGGUCACGUCAGAACUAUUAAGGCUGUGGCCGCCAGGCAUCGCUCUAGACAGACAGUGCACUAAAGAUUACAACUUGGGUAGACCUAACAAGAAUGCUGAUAAAGAUUUUAUUAUUCGAAAAGGAACAGGAGUCCAGAUUCCGGCAAUCGCCUUCCACCGUGAUCCACAGUACUUUCCUAACCCUGACAAGUUUGAUCCUGAGCGCUUUUCUGAGGAGAACAAGCAUAAAAUUCAUCCAUUCGCCUACAUGCCUUUUGGGGUUGGACCAAGGAACUGUAUAGGUUCAAGAUUUGCUCUCUGUGAGAUAAAAGCUAUCACGUACCAAAUCCUGCUCCACAUGGAGCUAUCACCCGCUGAGACCUCGUGCUUGCCAAUUAAGCUCUCUACUGAGUCGUUCAACUUAAGAAUUCAAGGUGGACACGACCUUAGAUUUAGACUUAGACCCUGA